AUGACACUUUUUCCUUACCUCAUUGGAGUUUGUGUAGCUCAUCGAAGCCUCUUUGUCUCACACCUCGUCCUGGACAUCCUACUCCUCGUUAUUGGAUUCGUUUAUACGGUUACCAUGAUCGUAUUUUCCAUUGUUUUGUACGUUCUUAUCGGAGAAAUGCCGAAGGAAAUCCUGUUCGAAUGGGUAUUAUUUGCUCUAGUACUUGAUGCGAUCCUGCUGCUCUACGCGUGCCUUGUUGUGAUUUCGCUGCGCUGUUGCGAACGAAUAAUCCAAAGUCGUCUGUCGAUGAAACCUGAAGUGCCGAGAAUCUCUGAUGAAGCAGAACAAGUCUAA
Strongylus vulgaris is the source of this 333-nucleotide messenger RNA. NCBI's taxonomy places the organism in Eukaryota, Metazoa, Nematoda, Chromadorea, Rhabditida, Strongylidae. The record is from the annotation of a GenBank genome assembly.